Molecule: messenger RNA, 771 nt
Organism: Triticum turgidum subsp. durum (durum wheat)
Lineage: Eukaryota; Viridiplantae; Streptophyta; Magnoliopsida; Poales; Poaceae
Source: the annotation of a GenBank genome assembly
AUGGGGUUCAUGCCAAGGGAGGGAUAUUUUUCUGUCAGAUUUGGAGCUUAUCAGCCUAAUGGACAAGCUCCGAUAUCUAGCACGGAUAAGCCAUUGAAACCUAUGGUGGUAGGCAAUCAUGAGAUCCCUAUGGUCAUCAAUGAUUUCAGGGUGGCUGCUAGAAAUGCAAUUGAAGCUGGAUUUGAUGGUGUUGAGAUCCAUGGGGCUCAUGGCUAUUUGAUCGAUCAAUUCUUCAAGGACCAAGUCAAUGACCGCACUGACAAAUACGGCGGGAGCUUAGAGAAUCGUUGCCGGUUUGGACUAGAAGUAAUCGAAGCCGUAGUAGAUGAAAUCGGAGCUGGUAAGGUUGGGAUGAGGCUCUCGCCCUUUGCAAACUACUGGGAAUCGUCAGACUCCAACCCGGGAGCUCUAGGCCUGUACAUGGCACACGCGCUGAACAAAAUUGGGAUCCUCUACUGUCACACGGUCGAGCCACGGAUGAUAACGUUCGUUGACAAGGUUGAAACUCCAAAUAGCCUGCGCGCCAUGCGGGAUGCUUUCAAGGGAACGUUUAUUGUAGCCGGUGGCUACGGCAGAGAGGAUGGAAACGCAACUGUCUCCAGCGGCUAUGCUGAUCUGGUUGCAUACGGACGCUUGUUCUUGUCUAAUCCUGACUUGCCUCGGAGGUUUGAGAUUGAUGCUCCUCUAAACAAGUACAACAGAGAUACUUUCUACAUCUCCGAUCCAGUUCUUGGAUACACUGACUACCCAUUCCUUUCAUCCGAUGUAUAA